Messenger RNA from Antrostomus carolinensis (chuck-will's-widow), 507 nucleotides. RefSeq names its product histone-lysine N-methyltransferase SMYD3-like. The transcript has 4 exons. The annotation marks the transcript as partial. NCBI's taxonomy places the organism in Eukaryota, Metazoa, Chordata, Aves, Caprimulgiformes, Caprimulgidae. The record is from RefSeq and is a predicted model, not a curated record. Gene Ontology annotation, molecular function: protein binding.
AUGUGUUGGUUACAAAGUGCUUGGUUAGAUUUUCACACACCUUCUCUGUCCAUCUCCAGGCCUCCGCCCCUGCUAAAGGUGCAUAUUCUGAGUUUACUGUUUUUGUCAUCAAAUUAUUUUGUUUCCAUUAACCAGGAUGCUGAGAAGUUGGCCGGUGAAGAGCAUGCCUGGAAAGAAGUCAAAGAUGCUGUAAAUGAAAUGAGAUAUCCAAAAUCAAAAGAAGAGUGGAAGCAGGUUCUGGCAAAAUGCCAAAAUCUCUUGAGCAGCAAUAUGGAUUGUCUUCCAGACACAAAUAUCUAUCAGCUGAAAAUGCUUGACUGUGCCAUGGAUGCUUGUAUUAACCUUGGAUCCUGGGAAGAAGCUUUGUAUUAUGGCAGCAGGACUCUGGGACCAUACAGACUGUAUUAUCCUGGUUUCCAUCCACUGAGGGCCGUCCAGCUGAUGCGAGUGGGCAAACUGCAGUAUAUUCAAGACGUGUUUCCUCAAGCACUGGAGACCUUGAAACAG